Molecule: messenger RNA, 2744 nt
Organism: Bombyx mori (domestic silkworm)
Lineage: Eukaryota; Metazoa; Arthropoda; Insecta; Lepidoptera; Bombycidae
Product: chaoptin
Exons: 5
Coding region: 289-2469 (726 amino acids)
Cellular component (GO): extracellular matrix
Molecular function (GO): protein binding
Source: RefSeq, a predicted model, not a curated record
AUGAUAUGUUUGUGUUUGAGUGAGGUGUCUUUUGAAAUUUAAUUUAAAGAACGACUUACUGUAGCGCUUAGGAUUCACAAUGGGUGUUACAUCCUGAACUGGUUGAAAUCGAAGAAGUCCAAGGAGCGCAGGAGAGUCGGGUGCUGGCCUCGAGCAAGAGAUCUCUGUGUCUCGAUUCUAUGGCAGUCAAUAUCUCUGCGGGUCCAAUUUCGCCGAAUAAACGAAAUGCCGAUUUAAUUAUGUAAGUAAGCUCCGUGCUCACAUUCGGACUUUGUAAUUACGACGAAUAUGUUGUGCCUCUCAUACAGAGUUUCGUUCCGAGCGCACGGUGCUAAGAUGGCGAAAGGUUAUCAACUUUUGGUUUUCCUGACCAGCCUGGUAUUGGUAGCCUGCAACUGCCCUCGUGAGAACAUCCACAGCUUAGGACAGUGCGCCUUCAAAAUCGAGUGUACUACCAACGUCAGAGGAAUACGCCUCCCCAAUGAAUGUCUAGAGGCAGCCAACUUCCCCGUCACUGUUACCGUAACGCUUAAAAAUGUCGCCGAAGAUUACUAUCCAGGAGACCCAGAAACUAGACUCUUGGGUUUCAUUACUUCUUUAAAAAUUACAGGGCAAAUGCCGAAAACGAAUUUGACAUUAUUGCAAUAUACAUAUAGGCUACAGGAUUUAAAUUUGACAAAUAAUCAAAUUGAGAGAAUCGCUGGCUCACCUUUUUACUACCUCGGCAAAUUAGAAACCAUUGAUUUAUCUCAUAACAGGAUUAGCGAUCUGGAAGAACUAUUUCGUUUUGAAACGCGACCAUACAAACUCAACAAAUUAGUACUUGCCAACAACAAUAUAGAAGAACUGCCCCAAGACGCUUUUGACGAACUGUCAUCUCUCGUCGAACUCGAUCUCUCAUACAAUCGCAUUUCAAAUCUGAACGAAGAGCCAUUCGCCAAUCUAUCCAGUCUCGAAACACUAAGACUGAACAAUAAUUCCAUCAAAAACCUAAACGGUGCAGUUAAUAACCUUCAAAAUCUGAAGCACCUAUAUUUAAGGGGAAACCAAAUACAGCAUAUCGACGUAGAAUCACUUAAAAUCAUAAUACACCUGGAAACGUUCGACGUGUCGAGGAAUCAACUCGAAAAAAUCAACUCAGUCAUGUUCUCGAGGCACUGGAAACACAUGGGGGGCCAUUCCAUUUGUAAAAUCAUACUGUCCGAAAACCGCAUAGCAUCAUUACCGAAUGCAUCAAUGGAAAUAUCUGCUAGAAACGUCCGUGACUUGAGACGUUACAGCGUGGAUGUGCUGACCGAAUUAGAUUUGUCGAACAAUGAAAUAACAGAAAUAGCUUACAAUGCGUUCCAUUCUCUUUUGAAAAUGAUCUCAUUGGAUCUAUCCCGGAACCAAAUUACCGAUUUUAGUGUAAACGCUGACGAUCUCCAAUUCGUAAAGAAACUGAACCUAAGCGGAAACCAUAUUUUCCAAUUAUAUUACAAGAGCUUCUCGGCAAUGGGAAACCUUGAGAAUUUGGAUCUCUCUCACAACAAACUUUACGAAAUACCAGAAACAGCUUUUAAGAAUUACUUUAGCCUUAGAAUUCUGAAUAUGACGUUUAAUGAUAUAGACAGCGUUGAGAAUUUACGUAUAACCAGAUUCCAUCCCGCUGGAGGUGUUCUGGACUUGUCAAACAACGGCUUGACGCAAUUGAGGAUACCAUAUGGUGAAGGAGCCCGUUUGAUGAUUUUGAGAUUACACUCCAAUAAUAUAUCAGAUGCUAAGCUAAUCGAAUUGAUUCAUCAGAACGAUCUGAAAAAUUUGGAUCUCAGUCAUAACAAGAUACGCGAGCUUAAUGACACAUCUUUACGUAUUCCCGUCAGUCUCAAUUAUUUAGAUAUCAGUUUUAACAUGAUCAUUAGAAUUGGACCAUCAUCUUUUUAUCGUGCCGGUCAUUUGAAAACUCUACGCUUGUCACACAAUCAACUGACCAAGAUUGAGCAUGGAGCAUUUCAUGGAUUAUCAGCGCUUCUCAACCUUGAUUUGUCUUACAACAAAUUUGGGUACUUCAAUUCUGAGUGGCUGAUGGACCUUAAAAGUUUGGUUGUUCUUUCUCUCAGGAACAACUGGAUGCAUAAUUUGGACUAUAAGAGUUGGUUUGGCCACAAACCUGACCUGCGAGUGAAUAUCGAAGGAAAUAGAUUGUCUUGUGAGUGGCUUAGCGGUGUGUUGCAGAAUUUUAAUAACGGCUUCCUGAAGAUGCACCCUGUCGUGUUGACGCCAACAAUUUCAAGCCACUCUAUAGAAGGCAUUCCGUGUAUCGAAAAAACUGAGGUCCUAAGUCAAAUCUACAGCAGUCCGAUGAUGAGCGAUGACCGUCUACUUGUGUCGAACCAGAAGAUCCUGGAGGCUGUUAAGGAGCAGACGUAUUAUCUGCGCAGAUACGUCAUGCGUUCUCUUGUGGAGGAAACAGAAAGGGCGAAGCUGUAAGACUCAUUUCUAAUAAGUCCAGUUUAAUUUUACAGUAUCUAGUUUUUAUUGUGUAAUCUCAGUUUAAUGCGUUUUUUUUAAUGUUACUUACUUUAUGGGUCUCACUUCUGGCCUUAUAGUCGUAAGCGUACAAUAUAGCAUAGAAUUAUCGUUCGAUACAAUUAACAGAAUGAAUAUGAUAACUAAGCUGUGUUGUUUUUUUUUUACAAAAUAUGUCAUUUUAUGGCUCUUUAUGUACACAGUAUUAAAUGUUAUGGAAAUAAAAAUAUUCACAA